Messenger RNA from Arthroderma uncinatum, 714 nucleotides. RefSeq lists its product as uncharacterized. Bases 1 to 714 code for a protein of 237 amino acids. The record is from RefSeq and is a predicted model, not a curated record. The transcript has a single exon. Lineage: Eukaryota; Fungi; Ascomycota; Eurotiomycetes; Onygenales; Arthrodermataceae.
AUGGAGGACCUCGGACUGGCCGUGUCAACUAACACCCCCUUUCGUUUUCUUGAUCUCCCUUUUGAAAUUCGUCAUGAGAUUUAUUCCCAUUGCAUCCCCUACAACAGUCACUUUGAGGAGAUUCGCUAUUUCCGAGCCCGCCCUAGCAUGCCACAGUUUAGCAGGACGGCAAACGUCAAGAAUAAGCAUGCUAUUCUCCGUGUGUCAAGACAAGUCAGCGAAGAGUGCUUGAACAUGUUAUAUGGUAGGAACCGCUUCUAUAUCACCCUCAACGCAUCUAGACGAUGCCUGGUUGCCAACCGGAUCACCGCUGAAAACCGAGCGAGGAUCCGAGACGUCGUGGUUAUUGUACGUCAUAUGGGACCAGCAUACAGUCGCCAGAUGCCAGUGCCAGCUGACGGGCUGUGGUCUUCAUUACUGCCCGGCCUGAGACAGCUGAAGAUCAUUGCAGAGCAGCCGGCGCAGCCUGCUCAUUUGCCAUAUGACCCAGCCCUCGCCGAGAAGAUCAGGAGCUGGGCUGGGUGGUUCGGGCCCUUGAUGGAGUGCUUUGCCAAGUACCUGACAUCUUACACCGUGGUCGAAGUCGAUGAGGAUGGCAAGGAGGCCACCACGGAGCUUGUCAAGCAGUAUCUACCUCAUAGGUAUCGGACGGUUCGGGACGGUAUCCACGGCGAUUUUAUCUUUCAGAGGGGACGGUUCGCCUUGACAGCAUGA